AUGCGAGUUGGUAGGAGAAUUCAGCUACCAAAAAGUGGGAAGAAGUUCUACGACAGAAUCAGGGCACUGGUCGUGGAUGAUGGGGUGAUUUAUGGAGCAUAUGGAUCAGAGUUGUACCGAAUUGGUGAGAAGGUGGAGCUGAUCUGUGGCCACGAUAAGACGGUUAGUUCUGUUUCAGUUGGUGGCCGAUUCCUCGUCUGUGCCUCCUACGAUUGCACUGCCACGAUCUUCAUCAAAAAUGGAUCAGUUGAGUUCCACGACACGGUCGAGGGCCCUGAGACUGAGAUCAAGGCGUGCUACGUUGGCGAUGGGCAGCUGCUGCUGGCCACUCGCGGCCAGGUCGUCUGGGUGCUCGAUGCAUCAAAUGGCUCCUUUGAGGUGACCAGAAUCAUCGAUGAUCACAGCCAGGACGUCAAGGGAGUCAGAAAGUGGGGUGGAAGAGUCUACUCGUGGUCGUACGAUAGGACGGUGAAGGAGUACGCUGGUGACGAAAUAGAACUGGUUGAUUCUGUAGACUGUGGUAGCAUAGUCUGGAACACCCUGUUUGUAGGAGACAAAAUGGUAGCAUUUCUCCAAAAUGGAUCAAUGAGGGUGUUUAGGAAAGCAGGUGGAUUCUGGCAGGUAGAAAGUGUGAUACCCGUUUCACACACUCCCAUUCUGCACAGCUGCCUCUCUGUCGAGCACUCUCUCAUUGCAGUUGUUGCAAAUGGAACUGUUCUGGUCAUUUUUGAUGAUGAAUUUAAUAUCAUCAACAGGUGUGAUCUGGGAUCCAGAAUUGAUUCAAUCUGUUUUUCAGGUGAAACAGUUCUAGUUGGAGUGGAUGGGUGGAUAUGGUACAUUGAUGAGGUAGUAAUUAGAGUUAGUGGUGGUAGUAAUUAG
Enterospora canceri is the source of this 879-nucleotide messenger RNA. NCBI's taxonomy places the organism in Eukaryota, Fungi, Microsporidia, Enterocytozoonidae. The record is from the annotation of a GenBank genome assembly.